AUGCAGCCAAUGAGCGUAAGUCACGAGGAACCCGGAGGAAUACCAGUGAACACAUCGACAAUGAACUCAAUUGUCACUCAAAUCAAAGACAAGUCAUUUCUGCCGGAAUUCAUCAAAAUGAUUGACAAAGAAUUGGAUCAAACGUAUGGUAACACCGAUUGUGUGGACCAUUACUCGGAAUACUUUGUCAAAGACAGACAAAAUGGUCGACAGAAUUACCGAUGCACUCAAGGCAUCUGCACCUUCAGCACCAACAAGAGCUCCAUUGCUGUCCGACAUGUCCGCAGACACAUCAAUCAAAAGCCGUACAAAUGUUGGCUCCAAGACUGCAAUCAAUGCUUUUACCAAAAGUGCGAACUCAGAGUCCAUUUGAUCCGCCACUUGGAGGACAAGCCAUUUAAAUGCACUGAAAGUGAUUGUGGGAAGAGUUAUACGAACCGAAAGGCACUCUCUCUUCACCUCAAGAGACACUCCAAACCCAACGGACUCUUCGUUUGCGACGUCGAGAACGACUGUCGCAAAGAGUUUGUCGUCCAAUGGCUUCUCAACAAACAUAAGAAAGACAAACACAACAUCACCGCCAAUGGGUCCGCACCACCACCUGUUCCACUCAUAGCUCACCCCAAACGCGUCUCACAGUCACUGGACAUUCAGCCCAAAGCUAAACCCAAUCUCAAGACCAAUGCCUUGAAAUCUAAGCCAAUUCUUGUGGUGAAGACGUCGUCCAUAAGAAAGAACCACUUGAAGAGCGAAAUGGUGUCAAACUUGAGCUCAAAGUCAGCCAACUUUGGCUUUGAAGAAGUCAUCAAAUAUGUGUUGACUUCUUGCAGAGGACCGCAAACUCAUGACUCGAUUCCGCAGACAUCUGUGGGAACCGCUGAACCAAAGACUUCACCUGAAAAGCCUUGCGUUGAGAGUAAACCUCUGAUGCCUAUGAAUGCCAAUUGCUUUCCGUCCAAACAAAUGACUACUGAUUUGUUCGGUAAAUGUGUGGAAAUCAUUGAAUCGUUUGUUGAAAUCAACAGAAUUUCGACGAUUGAGUCAAGCGAUCAGUUUUUGUUCAAAUGGUUUGAUUCGGAGUUCACUUCAGACACAAUCGAUGGAAUCGUUGAACACAUCUCUCAACACAUUUCCAUUCAUUUGACGCAAAAUCAGAAGGAAUGGGAUCUUCACUUCGCGGCAUGCAAUGGUAGACACGGAUCACCGAUUAAUAUCGACACAACUAAAGUUCAAAUCGAUUCCAAUCUGAAGAUUACUUUUCAUAAUUAUGAUAUCGGUUUCCAUAGGAGUACGGCUCAAAACAACGGCCACACCGUUCGUGUAUUUCUGCGGCCGAACCCCAAGAACGAGGAAAUGCCGUAUAUUUCUGGAGAAGCGGUUAAUAAUAACGUAUAUAUUUUGGAUUCAUUUCACUUUCAUUGGGGUUUCGAUGAAUUUAAAGGUUCAGAACAUUCGGUCAAUAAUGUCUUCAGAUCUGCUGAGCUUCAUUUAGUGCAUUGGAACUCAAUUUAUGACAACAUGACAAACGCUAUUGAAAAGGAGGACGGGUUGGUUGUGGUCACUGUCUUCGUUGAGAGCAAAAUCAUAGCAGAUUUCGGUGUUAUUCACGUCAAGUCACACAACCCCGUAAUGAGAGCUAUAAUCGAUGUUUUGCCACACAUUCAUGAAUUCGGUUCAAACGUUCACCUCAAAGUGCCCAUACAUUUGAGGGAUUUAUUGCCCAAAGAUAAGGACUUGUUUUACAAAUACAUGGGUUCUCUCACGACUCCCCCCUGCUCUGAAAGCGCAGAAUUCAUCGUAUUUGUUGAUCCCAUUUAUAUCACCUCAAGUCAGGUACCCCUGUAUUCCAGUUAUUUGUCACACAAUAACCGCUAA
This is a messenger RNA of Oppiella nova, 1875 nucleotides long. NCBI's taxonomy places the organism in Eukaryota, Metazoa, Arthropoda, Arachnida, Sarcoptiformes, Oppiidae. The record is from the annotation of a GenBank genome assembly.